GGAAGCAGAUUCAGCAGAAUCCGGAACUGUAGAAGGACUUGUGCUGAUCGUUUAAUCGAAAGUAAAAAUGUCCACAGUGGAGUUUCUGAUAAACUUUGUCAACGAGCGGCUGUCUGCCGCCGUGGAUGAAAUUUUCACGGUGUUUGAAAACACGAUCGUCAAAUACGAGCAGGACAUCGAGCGGCAGCGCAGGCUGCUGGAGAGCUUCUGGAAGCCGGAGAUCAAGCUUCAGAGGAUCGACCACCCACAGCUCCACGUCACUGCAGCAGAGAAGGUUCUUCCUAAAAAGCGUCUCUGUAACCAGGAGAGGAACUGCAGCCUGAACCAGGAGGAACCAGGGCCUCCUCAUGUUAAACAAAAACACAAGAAACUGUUGUCCAAUCAGCAAGAACCAAAGCGUCCACAGAUCAAAGAACAGCACAAACUCAGGAGGGAGGGAGUGCAGUCGGCACUGAAGCGUCACACCGAGAGCUUUGUGGCGACUCCUGUUUAUGAGGAACAUAGAGAACAGGAACCAAACGAUGGCCAGAUUCUCUUUCACAGCUCCCCAAACUGGAGUCUGAUAGGAAGCAAGCACGUGAGGUCAGGAUCAGCCGCAAACGUGGACGAGAAACAAAGAAGGAAGCGCAGAAGAAAGGCCAAUGAAAGAAACUGUAGAAAACUCUCCCACGUCCAAGAGUCAGCAUAAAAAAGUCUGCAAAAUGUGAAGUGGGUAAAAAAAAACUUGUAUGAAAAAGUCCCAAAUGCUGAAGCUUCCCAGGAUCCGCACACGUGAAGCUGCACACGUGUGACACAUAGUUGUAGGUUGUAAACUGUCACUCCACACAAGAAGUUGUGUUCAAGCAAGAUUUGCACUAAAUGUCACAGAAAUACAGCAAACGUGUGUUUCAGGCUGCAAGAAAGCUGCACGAAUAUCUUUGGGGAAAAAUAUGUUUCGAAGUCAGUCACAAGCAUUUCAUACGUUUCAAAGAUUUUUAUUUGCAAAUAAACUGCUGAACGAGUCGGUGUUUGCAGAGACAACGUGUGCUGCAGCUCAGCUUCUGGGUCAAAUCCUGAUUGUUCCUGCUUUAUCACAGCUCCAGGAUCAGUUUGUGAGCUUCUGCUCUUCCACCUGCUUUUUAAGGUUUGACCAAACUAACUGUCAGUCGAUGACCAGCUGAACGUUUUCCAGCAUAUCACAAGAAAGUGAUACCAAGUCGCUCGGAGGAGAAUCAAAUGAACAUUUUGGAUCUGUGACCAGGAAACUCCUGGGAUUUACAUACAUUUGAUUUAUUUGGCAAUAAAAUUCUUUUAAAAGUGUGAAAUGUUCCCGAUGGUUCUCGAUUACAUCAUAAAAUCAUGUAAAA
This is a messenger RNA of Maylandia zebra (zebra mbuna), 1346 nucleotides long. RefSeq lists its product as uncharacterized. The record is from RefSeq and is a predicted model, not a curated record. Lineage: Eukaryota; Metazoa; Chordata; Actinopteri; Cichliformes; Cichlidae.